Aspergillus nidulans FGSC A4 is the source of this 891-nucleotide messenger RNA. RefSeq names its product TFIIH complex serine/threonine-protein kinase subunit KIN28 (gene kin28). The transcript has a single exon. Gene Ontology annotation, cellular component: nucleus; transcription factor TFIIH holo complex; transcription factor TFIIK complex. Gene Ontology annotation, biological process: cellular response to nitrogen starvation; transcription by RNA polymerase II; positive regulation of transcription by RNA polymerase II. Gene Ontology annotation, molecular function: cyclin-dependent protein kinase activity; protein serine/threonine kinase activity; protein kinase activity. Bases 1 to 891 code for a protein of 296 amino acids. Lineage: Eukaryota; Fungi; Ascomycota; Eurotiomycetes; Eurotiales; Aspergillaceae. The record is from RefSeq and is a predicted model, not a curated record.
AUGGACGCAAUUCGGGAAGUGAAAUAUCUCCAGGAGCUCUCCCAUCCCAAUGUCAUUGCGCUCCAUGACGUAUUCUCGUCAAAGGACCAGAAUCUCAACCUUGUCCUGGAGUACUUACCACGCGGUGACUUGGAGAUGCUUAUCAAGGACAGCGAUAUCCACUAUGGUGCUGCCGAUGUGAAAGCUUGGAUGGGAAUGCUUAUCCGCGGGGUCUGGUUUUGUCAUGAGAACUUUGUCCUGCAUCGUGAUAUCAAGCCAAAUAACUUGCUUAUUGCCUCGGACGGGGAAGUCAAGUUAGCUGAUUUCGGUCUGGCCAGAUCGUUUGCUGACCCUUAUAUGAACAUGACUCACCAAGUGAUCACACGAUGGUACCGACCACCUGAACUUCUGUAUGGUGCCCGCCAAUAUUCUGGCGCUGUGGAUAUUUGGUCAGUGGGAAUGGUCUUCGCAGAACUCCUUCUGCGAGUGCCAUUUGUCGCUGGCAAUUCGGAUCUUGAUCAAAUCAGCAAAAUUUGCGAAGCGUUCGGCACGCCAACCGAAGAAAGUUGGCCUGGUGUGUCGAAGCUGCCAAAUUAUAUUCCAGCAGAUAAUAACAUACCUUUGCAAGGCCGAGAGUUCUUCCUCAGGCAAUUCCCGACAGCUGGUCCUGUCGGCGCAGAUCUACUCAUGUCCAUGUGUACCUUAGAUCCAAGACGGCGGACCACUGCGCACCAAGCCCUUCAGCAUAGAUGGUGGACUACGGAGCCCAGACCGACAAAUAAACAGGACCUUCCACAAAAACCUGGCGGCACCAAAAAAAUGGGAGAUGAUUUGACAAGGCGUGGCGGAGAGCUUGAUGACCAAUUCAAAAAUGCUGCUCGGCAACUAGAUUUCGGUGCCAUAAAAGGGUAG